AAUUCAAUCCAUUAGCCAAAGACAGGCUGUGGUUGUCUUAACAGUUAGCAAAGGAGAUGUCUCGGGAAUUUGUCCAUCAUCACCCUCGCAUAUCCACACCGUCACUCCUGCCUGCAUCUCAUCUGAUCUCGAAUACCAGAAGCCAACUGACGACAGGAAUGACAAGCGCGAAGGGGCCAAUGGUGCCGCUUAGAUGGAGUCGCCGGAGACCAUCGACGGCCGUCACCACACCGCGCUUCGCAGCCGUGACAGCUUCGCUUUCACCGCUCGAUUUAACAGAAGAUAACGUCCGGCAGGUUUUAGCCGAUGCUCGAGUGGAGCUUGCGCAGAUCUUCGACAAUUCAGUUGGAAUAACAGGAGAAGCCGAGCUAGCUGAAUUGGAUGGACCAUUUGUGAAGAUCAGCCUCAGAGGUCGCUUUUGGCACAAACGUUCCACAGUGUUGGCCAGAGUUGCUAAUUACUUGAAGCAGAGAAUUCCGGAAAUCUUGGAGGUGGAUAUAGAGGACGAGAAACAACUAGAUGACAGCCCUGAGAAUUUUUGAUUGAGCUACUUAUCCAUGCUGUUUUUCUUUUCCUUUUGGUGAUUAACAUUGGAGAUACUUAUUCAAAACCUGUAUUUGGGAGAACAAGUUUUGGGGUUUGAUUAUGGUUGAUUAAUUACUGAAAAUUAAAGUUUCAUUGAAAUUUUGUUGCA
This is a messenger RNA of Vitis riparia (riverbank grape), 694 nucleotides long. RefSeq lists its product as uncharacterized. The record is from RefSeq and is a predicted model, not a curated record. Bases 57 to 542 code for a protein of 161 amino acids. The transcript has 3 exons. NCBI's taxonomy places the organism in Eukaryota, Viridiplantae, Streptophyta, Magnoliopsida, Vitales, Vitaceae.